Messenger RNA from Maudiozyma saulgeensis, 1020 nucleotides. The record is from the annotation of a GenBank genome assembly. Lineage: Eukaryota; Fungi; Ascomycota; Saccharomycetes; Saccharomycetales; Saccharomycetaceae.
AUGGGUAUUACAGUUAUUGGAUCACUAAAUUACGAUCUUGUUACUUACACAGAUCGUAUUCCUGAGGCAGGCGAAACUUUUAAAGCAAAUUCCUUCGAGACUCACACAGGUGGUAAAGGGUUAAACCAAACAGUUGCUAUUUCAAAAUUAAAGCAGGUGGAUGCAGAUUAUAAAAUUCAAAUGGUAGGUAAUGUCGGUAAGGACGCAUUCGGUGAACAAUUGCUUGGUUACUUAAACAAAAAUAAUGUGGAUACAUCUAAUGUUGGAACUUAUUCGGAUGUAAGUACAGGGGUGGCAACAAUCCUUGUCGAAGAGAAAAAGAGCGGUCAAAAUAGAAUUUUGAUUACAGAGGGUGCUAACGGGAAGACCACAUACACUGAUGACGAACUAGCUAAAAUCUUCAACAAUGAUGAUAAUGAUACCAAUCAUAUGGUAGUUUUUCAACAUGAGAUUCCAGAUCCAGUAUCAAUAAUGAAAUGGUUUAAUCAGUAUAAAGAUAAUUACAAAAUUGUUUAUAAUCCAUCUCCAUUCCAUCCUUUGCAGAAGAAUGAUUGGUCCUUAUUUGAUGUUUUAGUAGUCAAUGAGAUUGAAUCUCUUCAAAUCAUAAAAAACAUCUAUCCACAGAAUUAUGUUGACAAGGUUGAAACUGAUAUCGCAAAUGACUUUAUUGGUGCUUAUAGUAAAUUAUGUGAAGAACUUCAAAAGAAUGUUAUGAAUCCUUCAAAAGCAGCAAUAGUCAUCAUAACUUUAGGCUCACAGGGUGUUUUAUUUUCAUCUGCAGACGAUCAAGAUGUGCAGUAUUUACCUGCCAUCAAAGUCGAAAAAGUUGUAGAUACUACCGGUGCAGGUGACACAUUUUUGGGUGGUGUAGUAACACAAUUAUAUCAAGGGAACACUUUGAAGCAAGCUAUUGAAUUUAGUACAUUCGCCAGUUCUUUAACCAUCCAAACUCCAGGGGCUGCAGAAAGUAUCCCUCAUUAUCCGGAUGUGAUUACAAGCUUGGGUGUAAACACAAAAUAA